AUGUCCCAGGCAUUUGCUACUGCGAGAACAGCUCUGGCCGGCCUCUGCUCAAGCUGUAUAUAUCCACAACUUAAAAUCAUUAUACCUUCCAGAGCAUUUCACGCCUUCCACCCAUGGCGACCUACUACCAAAAUCUCCGAUCUUUCUGUCAAGGACGCUCAACUCCGAAAACUUCCGCCGUGCCCUCCAUAUCCUUACGGACCAAGACACACAUUCAAGGAAGCAGAUCAAGGUCUCUACGGAGGCGCGCUCGUGCAGUCCGGCAAUAAAAUCUCGAAGGGCAGGAACAAGGGCAAAACACGACGAAAAUGGUAUCCUAACGUCCGGUUGGAGACCAUUCGAAGCGAAGCACUCAAUAAGACAAUGACUAUACCAAUCACCGCAUCAUGUAUGCGCACCAUCCGAAAGUGCGGUGGACUUGAUCAGUACCUUUUAGGUGAUAAGCCUGCCAGGAUAAAGGAGCUUGGGCUAUUCGGCUGGAGACUUAGGUGGAAGGUCAUGAGCUCUGCAAAGAUGAGGGUAGAAUUCCAACGGCAGAGGAAGAAACUUGGCUUACCUCCGAAUCACUCAUGCUUUGAAUCAUUUGACGAGGUUUGGGAGAAGGAUCAGGAGCUCAAGGAGGAGGUGAGGGAAGAACAGGAGAAGCAAUGGCAAGAGUUGAGGGAAAGAGACAACAGAUUUCGGCAGCAUGUGAUGAGCCAUUGGAAGGACGAUUACAGAAAAACGAAGGAACCAAAAAGUGUGGUGCCACCCUUUGAUGAAGCAGCAUUCGAGUCCUUGUGA
Messenger RNA from Endocarpon pusillum Z07020, 783 nucleotides. RefSeq lists its product as uncharacterized. The transcript has a single exon. Bases 1 to 783 code for a protein of 260 amino acids. Lineage: Eukaryota; Fungi; Ascomycota; Eurotiomycetes; Verrucariales; Verrucariaceae. The record is from RefSeq and is a predicted model, not a curated record. Gene Ontology annotation, cellular component: mitochondrial large ribosomal subunit. Gene Ontology annotation, molecular function: structural constituent of ribosome.